This is a messenger RNA of Choloepus didactylus (southern two-toed sloth), 1510 nucleotides long. RefSeq names its product Y-box binding protein 2 (gene YBX2). Bases 1 to 1104 code for a protein of 367 amino acids. The record is from RefSeq and is a predicted model, not a curated record. Lineage: Eukaryota; Metazoa; Chordata; Mammalia; Pilosa; Megalonychidae. Gene Ontology annotation, molecular function: nucleic acid binding. Gene Ontology annotation, cellular component: nucleus. Gene Ontology annotation, biological process: regulation of gene expression. The transcript has 9 exons.
AUGAGCGAGGUGGAGGCGGCAGCGGUGGCGACAGCGGCCCCCGCGGCGACCGUGCCCGCGACGGCGGCAGGGGUGGUAGCAGUGGUGGUACCGGUGCCUGCAGGGGAGCCGCAGAAAGCAGGCGGCGGGGCGGGCGGCGGCGGGGGCGGAGCCGCCUCGGGCCCCGCUACUGGGACCCCCUCGGCGCCGGGCCCCCGCAACCCUGGCAAUCCGGCAACGGCGGCCUCGGGGACCCCCGCGCCCCCGGCCCGGAGUCAGGCGGACAAGCCGGUGCUGGCAAUCCAAGUCCUGGGCACUGUCAAAUGGUUCAACGUCCGGAAUGGUUACGGAUUCAUCAACAGGAACGACACCAAGGAGGAUGUCUUUGUUCACCAGACAGCUAUUAAAAGAAACAACCCCAGGAAGUUUCUGCGCAGCGUUGGAGAUGGGGAGACUGUGGAGUUUGAUGUCGUGGAAGGAGAGAAGGGUGCAGAAGCUGCUAAUGUGACUGGGCCCGGGGGCGUGCCGGUGAAGGGCAGCCGCUAUGCCCCCAAUCGCCGUCGGUUCCGCCGAUUCAUCCCCCGGCCUCGCCCGGCUGCCCCGCCACCCAUGGUGGCAGAGGCUCCCUUGGGUGGGGCGGAACCAGGCAGCGAAGGCGAGCGGGCCGAGGAAUCCGGGCAGCGGCCCAGACGACGGCGCCCACCGCCCUUCUUCUACCGACGGCGAUUUGUGCGAGGCCCUCGGCCCCCCAAUCAGCAGCAGCCCGUAGAGGGCACGGAUGGGGUGGAACCCAAAGAGACAGCCCCGCUGGAGGGGGACCAGCUGCAGGGAGAUGAGCGGGUCCCCCCACCUAGAUUCCGGCCCAGGUACCGAAGGGGCCUUGCUUCUCUCCCUAGGCCUUUCCGCCCCCGGCCACCCCAGCAGCCUACCACAGAAGGUGGGGACGGCGAGACCAAGCCCAGUCAAGGCCCCACUGAUGGUUCCCGGCCUGAGCCCCAGCGCCCACGAAACCGCCCCUACUUCCAGCGGCGACGGCAGCAGCCCCCUGUACCCCGGCAACCCACAGCCCCUGAGACCUCAGCCCCCAUCAACAGUGGGGACCCCACCACCACCAUCCUGGAGUGAUUCCAACUCAAAGGACACCCAGAGCUGUCAUCUGGUUUCUGCCAGUUUUUCCACCUAACCUGUACCCUACCCAUCACCCCCUCCCCCUUUCCCAGAAUUCAUGACAUCAGAACACCGGCUUUCCCCCCUUUUCCUUGAGGCUCAGUUGGGCCAAAGCAACAGCUUUUUGCUUUUCUUCUUUUUUUUCUCUCCCCUACCAAGAGUUGAAGGAAGAAAUCCAUCCUUAUUGUUCAGAGGCGCCAACUCCCUCCCCUAAAUCAGGCUGAGAAGGAACCAGCCCGCACUUACCUCCUCCUGGUUGUUUUGCUUUCCCACCCCAGUUUAUUUUUUAUUUUCCCUCUACCCCCCACAUCUGAAGCCAUUUUAUGAACUGUCAUGUGCCACCUGAGCCUCCAGUAAAAACAAA